GGUGUCCACAUAGUCUUCCCAUUGAAGUAAAGUUAGUUGAACAUUGAGUGAGAAAGUGGCCAACCAUACCAUACCCUUCUUUUUUUUCUCUUUCUCUCAUCAUCAUCAUCAUUGAACCAAAAAUAACAAUAAUCUAGUAAAUUACUAUAACUUCCACAAAUACAAAGAAAAUUCAUUAUAAACUCCAUAAAAAGUUGAAAAGAAUUGGAUUCCAAGAGAGAGAAAGAAAGGAAGAAGAAUCAUGUGGUGCUGGAAAUAAAGCUAGAGAGAGAAAGAUAGAGAGAGUUUCUUCUUCUACUUUGACAGCACUUUUAGAGUUCUUGCAACUUUGGAAGCUCUUUGACAACUAACAAGAAAAUUGUUCACUUUCUCUCUCACAUCUUCAUGACUUUAACCACUUUGAACAUCAUGCUGAAGAUAAAUUAGAGAUGCUGCUGCCUCCUUGCCGGCAAUCGUUCUGGAAGAAACAGUAAUGCUACUGAAAUGGGAAAGAAAGGGAGUUGGUUUUCAGCAAUCAAGAGGGUUUUCACACACCACUCCAAGGGGAAGCAGGAUUCAGAUAACAAAAGUUCAAAAGAGAAGAAGAAAGGUCCGGGAAAACUAAAGCAUGGAGAGACCAAUUCUUUUAUUCCGCUCUUCAGAGAGCCGAGCAGCAUUGAGAAAAUAUUUGGCGACUUCGAAAGAGAGCAACAAGUGCUUGCAAUUAGGCCUCCCACGCCUCCUGAGCGACCCAAAACACCGCCUUUUGUUCCUCCUAGAGUUGCUUCUCCUAGGCCUCCUUCUCCAAAGCCACCUUCUCCAAGAGCUUCAUCUCCGAAGGCUCCUUCUCCACGAGUCACCUCUCCCAAAGCUGCAUCUUCCCGGAAUGUUCAUCACAACAGACCCGAGCCAACUUUACGGAACCAGCAUGCGUCGGCUACUAAGAUUCAGGCCUUUUACCGAGGUUACACGGCGAGGAGGAGUUUUAGAGCUCUUAAGGGUUUGGUAAGGCUUCAAGGAGUGGUAAGAGGACAGAAUGUGAAGAGGCAGACAGUUAGUGCCAUGAAACACAUGCAGCUGUUAGUGCGAGUUCAAUCUCAGAUUCAAUCUAGAAGAAUCCAGAUGCUGGAAAACCAGGCACGAUAUCAAGCCGAGUUCAAGAACGACAAGGAUGCUGGCAAACUGAGUUUAGGACAUGGCUCCGACACAGGUAACAACGAAGAUUGGGAUGAUAGCUUACUGACAAAAGAGGAAGUAGAUGCAAGAUUGCAAAGGAAAGUGGAAGCAAUCAUCAAAAGAGAGAGAACAAUGGCAUUUGCAUAUUCACAUCAGUUGUGGAAGGCCACGCCGAAAUCAACUCAAACACCGGUGACAGAUAUGCGUUCGAGCGGAUUUCCAUGGUGGUGGAACUGGUUGGAAAGACAACUACCUGCAACAUCAACUCCACAAGAAAAACAAGUCCUAAAGAAUUUCCAACUCACGCCGCCGAGACCAUAUUCAGAACAAAAGACAAGUCCAAGACCUGGCUCAAGUACCCAAAGGCAACAGCAUCAUCCUUUUGCCUUCGAUAACAUGGAUACAUCCACUCCAAAAUCGACUAAAUCAACGAUAUUUCCAUCGUCAAAACCAUCUCGAACUCCUCCAUUUAGAACUCCACAAGGAAACAGUUCAAGCAUGAUGUCAAAAUACUCAAGGUCAAGAGCAGUAGGGUCCAGUUCACCUUUCGACGUGCCAAUGAAAGACGACGAUAGUCUCACAAGCUGUCCGCCAUUCUCAGUUCCAAAUUACAUGGCUUCAACUGCUUCUGCUAAGGCGAAAGUCCGCGCGAGUAGUAAUCCAAGAGAAAGAUUUGGUGGUGGUAGUAGCGGUUGUGUAACUCCAACUCCAAGCAAUGAUUCAAAACGAAGAGUCUCAUUUCCUUUGUCACAAGGAAUAGGAUCAUUCAAAUGGAACAAAGGGUCAAUGUUCUCUAGCAAUAAGGAUCCUCAUGGCUCUCGGACACCAGAUAAAUAUCAGGAAUCUAUAGGAAAUGUGAGUGUGGACUCGACGGCAUCGCUGCCGGCAAGGGUCGGAAGAAAGCCUUUUACAAGAUUUGUGUGAUUUAAUUUUUUUAACCAUUUUUUGUUUUAUUUUUUGUUUCAUGUUUGGUGGUGUUAUUAUCAGUUGUAUUAUGAUUAUGAUCGAGUGUAUUGGUGGUGAUUAUAGUUUGACAAAAGUAUACUCGUUGUAAAACUAAUAAAAAAAAGACAUAAUAGGAAAUAAUGGUUUGAUAACUUUUGAUUUGUAACUUUGUUUUUUGAAUAUAAAGUUCAUUUUCUUUGUCA
Molecule: messenger RNA, 2303 nt
Organism: Vicia villosa (hairy vetch)
Lineage: Eukaryota; Viridiplantae; Streptophyta; Magnoliopsida; Fabales; Fabaceae
Product: protein IQ-DOMAIN 14
Exons: 8
Coding region: 484-2079 (531 amino acids)
Molecular function (GO): protein binding
Source: RefSeq, a predicted model, not a curated record